UAUGCCUUGCCCCCUCCUCCGACUUAACCGUUUUUUCAAUCUUCUCCCUGCCUGUGAUCUGUUCCUUCUUUCUUCUCUCUUCUGCAAGCGAAACCGCACGAAACCCACACGUCCGACGUUUUCUUGCCCUAAUCAAUCAAUCAAUCGGUCAAUCUCUUCGACUUUUGACGAAACCCUCUUGGAUUGUCUGCGAUUCUGACGAGAUCGGAGAAUUGUACAUCAGCGACGUCGCCGGAGAUGGUGCUGAGCCCGACUAUGGUGACCGAAGCGGAGGUCAGCGUGCAGUACAGGCUAUGCGUGGCUAAGGAGCCCGCAGUCGUCCACCAGAUCGAGGUCGCCUCCUCCCCGAUCCUUGGCGAAGUCCGUGUCGCUGACUCUGUUAUAACCGAAUUCACGCGCUUUGACUCGGGUUUGAGCUGCUCAGAGAAUGUGAAGGAUGCUGCCAUGGACUCUCCUAAAAGCAAGUACCUACCCUGCAUUCGAUCUGGUAGUUAUGCUGACAUCGGCUCUCGUAUGUCUAUGGAAGAUGAGCACAUCAGGAUAGAUGAUCUAUCAGCCCGCCUGGGCUCCUCCAACUGUUGCUCACCGAGUGCCUUCUAUGCGGUUUUUGAUGGCCAUGGAGGCCCUGAAGCUGCCAUGUACAUUAAAAGGAAUGCAAUGAAGCUAUUCUUCGAUGAUGCCCUCAUACCAGAAGCAUUAGAGAUCGAUGAUUCGUUCCUAAAACAGCUUGAGAACUCUCACCGAGAAGCGUUUCUUCAGGCAGACCUUGCCUUAGCGACUGAACCCACUGUUAGCAGUUCUUGUGGAACUACAGCUCUCACGGCAGUAGUCCUUGGGAGACAUCUAUUGGUUGCAAAUGCUGGUGACUGUAGAGCUGUCCUGUGCAAAAGGGGAACGGCAGUUGAAAUGUCCCAAGAUCACAGGCCUUCUUACUUGCCCGAGCGAAUGCGAGUAGAGGGGUUGGGUGGUUAUAUCCUUGAUGGGUAUCUGAAUGGCUAUCUAUCUGUAACCCGAGCCCUUGGAGACUGGGAUAUGAAGCUCCCUCUAGGCUCUGAUUCUCCUCUCAUCGCUGAGCCUGAUAUUCGACGGGCUAUUUUGACCGAGGAGGACGAGUUCUUGAUAAUUGCCUGCGAUGGGAUAUGGGAUGUGAUGUCUAGUCAGUAUGCAGUCUCUCUCGUCCGGCAGGGCCUCAAGAGGCACAAUGACCCGCAGCAGUGCGCCAGAGAGCUUGUGAUGGACGCCUUGCGACUCAAUACUUCCGAUAAUCUCUCAGUGAUUGUUGUGUGCUUCUCUUCCCCUGAGCCAUUCCCGCCUCAGAGACGGAGGCUGAGGUGUUGCAAUCUAUCCGAGGACGCUAGAAACAGGCUGAGAAGCUUGCUCGGAGGCAACUGAAUGUAAAUAGAUGGAGAUGCCUGAUUAUUAGUAGCGCAUUUUUCGCGUAGAGAAAUUACUGGAAUAAUAUCCGUUUGCAGCUGGUUCAGGUAUAGACUAGAGAAAAAGCGGCUCGGCAGUUUUGUAGUAGUGAUGCGAUUGUCCGUGUACUUACAAUACAAUAUGAGAUUAUUUCGCAUUGGAUCUAUUGUUUGAUGCGCCAUGUUCCCUUCCUACUUCUGGGACCAUGACGAGCUCUUUAUGCAUCUGUUCAAAGUUAUGAUUUCUUA
Punica granatum (pomegranate) is the source of this 1661-nucleotide messenger RNA. Lineage: Eukaryota; Viridiplantae; Streptophyta; Magnoliopsida; Myrtales; Lythraceae. The record is from RefSeq and is a predicted model, not a curated record.